Gordionus sp. m RMFG-2023 is the source of this 1941-nucleotide messenger RNA. RefSeq names its product anaphase-promoting complex subunit 4-like. Gene Ontology annotation, cellular component: nuclear periphery; anaphase-promoting complex. Bases 1 to 1941 code for a protein of 646 amino acids. Lineage: Eukaryota; Metazoa; Nematomorpha; Gordioida; Chordodea; Parachordodidae. Gene Ontology annotation, biological process: anaphase-promoting complex-dependent catabolic process; protein K11-linked ubiquitination. The record is from RefSeq and is a predicted model, not a curated record. The transcript has 13 exons.
AUGCUUCCAUACGAUUGCAUUGAUGAUAAAAAAUUCACUUCAAAGAUAUUAUUCCUUGAAUGGAAUCCUAUUAUGGAUAUUGCUGCUCUUGCAAACUCAGAAAAUGAAGUCUUUACUCAACGAUUAUAUUCUCAAAAACAUAUAUGGUUGCAUAAACCUCCUAAGAAAAGUAGCAAAAUUGUUAAUAUAAAAUGGAGACCAGAUGGCAAAAUUUUAUCAGUUGGUUAUCACAAUCAACAUUUAGUUCAAUUCUUAACAGUUGGAAAUGGAAUUAAUAUAUACACAUUAAAUAUACAUGAUGAUAUUGAAUAUUUUAAUUGGAAAUGUUAUAUGGGAAAUUAUUUUAAUACUUUUCAAGAAAUAAAUGUUUUAAAUGAGAAUGAAUUCCUAGAAGAAACCGUUAAUUUCUUUCCCACUUUGGCAACAAUAAAAAACAAUUUCCCCCCUGGCUUCUUGAUAAAUCGAAAAGACGAAACACCACUACAUGAUCAUUCAUCACAGGAAAACAUGUUCAUCAAUUAUCAUCAUACCAUCAGUAAUAUUUUUGGGGAUGAUAAACUUGUCUUGUUCCAUGUACAUACAAUUCGUGAUAACCAACCUCAAAUUAGAGUUUAUGCCUAUGGACUUUUUUUGUUGCUGACAAUCGAUUUUCCCAUGGAAAUAAAAAAGGUUUUCUUCCCAGAAUGGUCAUCAGACAUGAAGUAUAUGUUUAUUCAAUGUCUCACUGCGAAUGAUCCAUUUGAUACCGAAAAUAUAGUAAUCGUAACAAGCAAUUUGUUUAACGAAUUUAACGAAGAAAUCGUUAAACUGAGCCAUUUGCUAUUUGACCAAAAUGGUCUAUUUGCUGUUAUCGGUCUAAUGGGCGAUGUAAUUUACACGAUCAGAGACGUUUGGGAAUCAUAUGUUCUUGACAUUAACGCUAAGUUAGAACCUCUAUUCAAUCAAGAGCCGACAUGUAACGUUUACGAAGAUUUGUUGGAAUUAAUUUUCAUGGGAAUUGGCGACGAUAGAUUGAAACAUUAUUUCGAGAAACAAUUGACUUUUAAAGAGAUUUCUGACAUUCUCGAAUUAUUGGAAUACAAUUAUUCCAAAAUAUUGAAUUUACUCCAAGUUUUAGAUACUACUUGUUAUAUUUUGUCUCAAAAUAUCGGUGUAAUUAAAGGCGCAUCCUUGAACGUUGAAAGAUACUAUCCAUUUUUUACAGGUAAGAAGCCAUUAGGGAGUGAUGAUCUUAUUGAUACUACUAAUAACUUCGCUCAGGCAUUCAUUGAAGAUUUAGGUGGUUUUAAAAUGAAAAUAAUGGAAAUGAGAAAAGUUUUGACCAAAAAUGUCCAGGGUUACCGCACAUUAUUCAGCAUUAUGAUUACGAUCAUUAGCGAAUUGCAGGGCAUCGAUAACGAUAAUAAAAACAUAUCGCUCUUAAAUAACAAUUGUUAUCAAGGAAAUUUAGAAAAAUGUAUCGAAGAUAUGCACGACUUUUUUUUCGAACAGAAUAUGCCAGAAGAAAAGGGUAUUAAAGAUAUUUUCGCAACGUUUUUUAAUGAGAAUUCGAAUUACAAAUUUGAAAAAAAAAGUCAAAAUAAAGAAAAAUGGGAAAAUAUUGUGAGGAGCUUGUCGAUUGAUUGUCCAUACAUAACUUUACCAAAUGACAAAAAACCCUUUUUAACCUUAUAUUCUUCGUUUAUUGAUCAUUUCACGAAUAUUUUACUGACAAUUGAAACAAAUUUUACCGAUACAUAUAAACAUGGGAAAACACGACAUGAUAUUAUAAUUAAUCCAUUACUAAAAGAAAAGCCAAAUUUAAAUAUAUCAGAUAUUGGAUAUGAUAGCUUAAAGCUAAUAAAGAAGUUCAAAGCUGAAAAGUUAUUCAUAAAUAGAACAGGAGAUAUAGUGUGUUUAUUAUCCAUCGAACAUAAAAGAAUGCAAAUAUAUGAACAAUAA